This is a messenger RNA of Musca vetustissima, 3189 nucleotides long. RefSeq names its product circadian locomoter output cycles protein kaput (gene Clk). Gene Ontology annotation, cellular component: cytoplasm; nucleus; CLOCK-BMAL transcription complex. Gene Ontology annotation, biological process: circadian regulation of gene expression; regulation of transcription by RNA polymerase II. Bases 28 to 3189 code for a protein of 1053 amino acids. The record is from RefSeq and is a predicted model, not a curated record. Gene Ontology annotation, molecular function: protein dimerization activity; DNA-binding transcription factor activity, RNA polymerase II-specific; RNA polymerase II cis-regulatory region sequence-specific DNA binding. Lineage: Eukaryota; Metazoa; Arthropoda; Insecta; Diptera; Muscidae. The transcript is spliced from 7 exons.
GCUUUGAUUUCAACAUCGAAUCGAAAAAUGGAUAAGUCAACGGUACUUAAGUCGACAAUAACAUUCCUCAAGCAUCACAAUGAAGCAACCGAUAGAUCAAAAGUUUAUGAAAUACAACAGGAAUGGAAACCGUCUUUCCUCAGCAACGACGAGUUCACUCAGUUAAUGUUGGAAUCUCUGGAUGGUUUCAUAAUCGUUUUUGGCAGUAGCGGCUCCAUAUUUUAUACAUCGGAUAGUGUGACCGCCCAAUUGGGUUACUUACCGUGUGAUCUCAUGAAAAUGACAAUUUUCGAUUUAUGCUAUGAAAUGGAUCAUGAGAUCCUUUUGAAUAUAUUCCUCAAUCCCAAGCCUGUAAUUGCUCCCAUGCAAACUGACAUUAGCGCCCGUAAUCAAAUUACGUUCUUUCUGCACUUGAAACGUUAUGGGACGGAGAAUGGCGAUCGGAACUCGUUUGAAUUAGUAAAAUUUGUAGGUUAUUUUAGAAAUGAUGCAAAAGUCGAUGCGGUCGCACAAAAUACUCAAACGUCUCUACCUCGCGGUGUGCAACGAAGUUCAACGUCUUCCUUCGAUCAUUUGGAUCAUAAGUUGAUAUUUGUGGGUACCGGACGUUUGCAAAUGCCGCAGAUGAUAACCGAAAUAACGGUGACAGAUCCGACUUGCAGUGAGUUUACCUCGAAACACAGCAUGGAAUGGAAAUUUCUAUUUCUCGAUCAAAGAGCACCUCCCAUAAUUGGCUAUAUGCCGUUUGAGGUUCUUGGUACAUCAGGCUAUGACUAUUAUCACUUUGACGAUAUAGAUGCCAUUGUCAGCAGUCACGAGAAAUUAAUGAACGAGGGCAAAGUAAAGUCCGGCUACUACCGUUUCCUAACCAAGGGUCAUCAAUGGAUUUGGCUGCAAACAGAUUCCUACAUUUCCUAUAAUCAGUACACAACCAAGCCUGAAUAUGUGGUCUGUACGCACAAGGUUAUCAAUUAUAUAGACGUCUUAAAAUACAAUAAGUACGAAGGACACAAGUUAGCCACAUCGGCCAAACCAUCAGCAUCGUCUGGUCAAAUGCAGAAUCCCACCAAUAUAGAUAACACACCCGCUGAUAUUACAACGGAUGGAAUGCCAACACUGGCAACUUCAACGGCAGCCGUGACCUGCACAACACCGAACAAUAUGACAACCGUCAAUAGCUCCAACAAUUUGUACAGCCAUUCUGCAAAUCUCAUUGGUGAUAUUCUACGCAACGAGACCUCACCCAGUUUAGAUUCUUCGACACUAUGGACAAAUCCACCCACGCCCACUGGUACGGGUCAAGGAUGUCAGUUGCAGGCUAUAAAAUCAAAUUCUCGUCCCGCUUCCAGUUAUGGUAAUAUUAGUUCGACGGGCGUAUCGCCGAAUGUGAAACGGAAACGUUACAUGUACAAUUGCCGUGGCAAUGAAUCGGAUUCCACAUCGAUGUCAGCGGAAUCGGGAACUAGUCGUCAAUCGCUGAUGACUCACAUGAGUACGCAUCAGCAACAGAACUCAACUUCAAAUCCGCAUCAUUCCCACUUUUCACAUCAUCAUCAACAAAAUCAUUCGUUACAUUCGCAACAACAACAAUCGCAACAUAGCCAAAAUCCUCAUCAGCAACAACAACAACAAAUACCAAUGAACCCUUCGGCUCAGGGUCAGAGAAUGUUUCAGUCAAUAUCGCAGCAUCCAGCCAUUGUGCAGGGUACUCCAAUGGCCGGAACUGGAACAUGUCAAUUUUCACAGCCCACUUUCCCGCUACGUAGUCCACAGAUUGUGGCACCACCAUUUAUUGAAUCACCGCAAUACCUUACAGCCAUACCAGUGCAACCGGUGAUAGCCCCAUUUCAGGUUGCCCCCGUCAUAUCACCGUUACCGCAUCACCAUCAACACGACAUGAUAGCUGCCCCCGUAGUGAUGAGCCCCUCUCAAAGUCAAUUGCAGGAACAGCUGCAACGUAAACAUGACGAACUGCAAAAAUUAAUUCUCCAACAACAGGAUGAAUUGCGGAUUGUGUCCGAGCAAUUGCUGUUGGCCCGUUACACCCUGCUGCAGCCCAUGAUGCCCGUGAACUAUGGUCAGACCGAGGCUAUGCCAUUGGGCACCAACAGCCGCAACAUCAAUUUGAACACCAAUGCGGUACAACAGCAGUUCAAUCAGUAUGGCUUUGCUCUGAACUCCAAUGAAAUGAAUAAUCAACAAAUAAUGUUGCAACAUCAACAGAACUUGCAACAGCAGCUGCAACACAACCAGGCACAAAGGAACCAGUGUCAACAGCAGCAGCAACAACACCACCAUGGAAGCCAACAAUUACAAAGCCAAGCAUCGAAUAUGAUCAGCACUAACGAGGCUUUAGGUAAUACCCAUAUAACACAACGACCGCUCAAUUCUGAAGAUCCAGAUCAACUGAUUCUAAAUCGCAAUGUACCAGAGCUGGAGCAAUUCGCCCAGGAAGAAUUCGAUGCAUUUCUAAAUCUAUCACCGUUACAGAAUAUGGGAUCAUCUGAACCACCAUUAAACCCCAUGUCAGGUACAGUACAAAAUGCAAGUGCAGCAAAUUCUAAUAACCCCGCCGACAUAAGCAGCACAAGCAAUCGCCUUAACAAUUCAAAUUCUGGGCAGAUUUUGGAAACAACAUCACCCUAUAAAGGUGAUUCUAAUAAUGCUGCAGCUACAACCAGUGAAGAUUCAAUCUUCUCAUACAUACAAUUAGCCACAGACUCUAGUCAUCCGCUGAACUUCAAUAUAAACAUGAGUGAUGCGAUUCCCGAUGCUAGUGUGGAGGAUACCAAACUAAUAACGCAUCCAGCUAACGAGAGUAGUAGUAUAAAUCCACAGAUUACAUUGCCGAUCACUCAGAGCACACCACAACAUUCGACAACGUCCUUAGGUCCGCAUUCUCAGCGAUCGCCAUUAUUUCCUGCUUGCCAAUCGCCCUCCAGUACAAACGAUGUUCAACUUACCAAUGUUGAGGCACACCAUCAUCAGCCAGCAUCCCAAAUCGGCACCAGCAGUGGUAACAAUAACCCCUCUAACAACAACAACCCCAACCCAACAACCAAUAACAACGAUUCGAGUGUACUGUCAGAUACUUUGAAUCGAAUAUUACCAUUUCAAAUGGCCACCGAAUCAUCAUUACAAAAUCUUUUUAAUACGGCUUCGCAGCCCAGUGGCAGAUCAAAUCAAUAG